Molecule: messenger RNA, 1163 nt
Organism: Triticum dicoccoides
Lineage: Eukaryota; Viridiplantae; Streptophyta; Magnoliopsida; Poales; Poaceae
Product: receptor kinase-like protein Xa21
Exons: 3
Coding region: 116-1129 (337 amino acids)
Biological process (GO): protein phosphorylation
Cellular component (GO): membrane
Molecular function (GO): ATP binding; protein kinase activity
Source: RefSeq, a predicted model, not a curated record
CCCCUAUGGCACGCCCUGCUCCGCCUCCGCUGUUUUCUCCGUCGACGGUUAGGGCGCCGUACUCUUCCUCUCCCUCGCCGGUGAGGGCGCCGCGCCCUAAACUCCGAAAAAGAGGAUGCUGAGGAUGCAGUUAUCGUUGCCUUCUUCCGAUGAGCAAUUCCCUAAAGUAUCUUAUAAGGAUCUAGCACAGGCUACUGAGAACUUCACAGUAUCUAACUUGAUUGGGAGAGGAAGCUGCGGUUCAGUGUACAGAGCAAAGCUAAACCAAAAACAGAUGGUUGUGGCAGUGAAAGUUUUUGACCUUGACAUGCAAGGUGCGGAUAAAAGUUUCAUCUCAGAAUGUAAAGCACUGAGAAACAUUCGGCACCGGAAUCUUCUUCCAAUUUUGACUGCAUGCUCAACAAUUGAUAAUCGAGGCCGGGAUUUCAAAGCUCUAAUCUACAAGUUCAUGCCCAAUGGCAACUUGGACACUUGGCUGCACCCGACAGGAGAUGGAAAAACCCCAAAACAACUGGACCUCUCUCAAAGAAUGAAAAUAGCUGUUGAUAUAGCCGAUGCAUUGCAAUAUAUACACCAUGACUGUGAGAGCCCUAUUGUUCACUGUGACUUGAAGCCCAGCAACAUCCUCCUAGAUUAUGAUAUGACAGCUCGUUUGGGGGACUUUGGCAUCGCAAGGUUCUACAUUAAAUCCAAGUCAGCGGCAGCUGGUGGUUCGAGUUCAAUGGGUACAAUAACUCUGAAGGGCACGAUUGGAUAUAUCGCUCCAGAGUAUGCAGGAGGCAGCUACCUAUCCACCUCUGGAGACGUGUACAGUUUCGGGAUAGUACUGCUGGAGAUGCUGACAGGAAGAAGGCCGACCGACCCUAUGUUCUGCGAGGGGCUUGACAUCGUGAACUUUGUCAAGAGGAACUUUCCGGAUCAGAUACUUUGUAUCCUUGACGCUUCUCUCCGGGGAGAAUGCCAAGACUGUUCUCAGGAUAAUCUGGAAGGAGAAAACGAAGUCCACCGGUGCUUGCUGUCCUUGCUGAAAGUGGCACUUUCUUGCGCGAGCCAGGAUCCUAAUGAACGAAUGAACAUGAGAGAAGCAGCUACUGAACUGCACGCGAUCGACACGUCGUAUGUGUUUUGAAGUGGAUGCUAUGCAGUAUGUACGAUUUAUUUUU